Messenger RNA from Aethalodelphis obliquidens (Pacific white-sided dolphin), 5743 nucleotides. It is a transcript of the gene PIK3C3, whose product is annotated as phosphatidylinositol 3-kinase catalytic subunit type 3. Gene Ontology annotation, cellular component: endosome; membrane; cytoplasm. The record is from RefSeq and is a predicted model, not a curated record. NCBI's taxonomy places the organism in Eukaryota, Metazoa, Chordata, Mammalia, Artiodactyla, Delphinidae. Gene Ontology annotation, molecular function: 1-phosphatidylinositol-3-kinase activity. The coding region runs from base 66 to 2762 and encodes 898 amino acids. Gene Ontology annotation, biological process: autophagosome assembly; phosphatidylinositol-mediated signaling; phosphatidylinositol-3-phosphate biosynthetic process. The transcript is spliced from 25 exons.
UCAGUGCCGGAGUCGUCCCAGCUCCCAGUUUUCAGCAUUUGGUGUAGCUCUUGGCCGGCGGUGUCAUGGGGGAAGCGGAGAAGUUUCACUACAUCUACAGUUGUGACCUGGACAUCAACGUGCAGCUUAAAAUAGGAAGUUUGGAAGGGAAGAGAGAACAAAAGAGUUAUAAAGCUGUUCUAGAAGACCCAAUGUUGAAGUUUUCAGGACUGUACCAAGAAACAUGUUCUGACCUCUAUGUUACUUGCCAAGUUUUUGCAGAAGGGAAGCCUCUGGCCUUGCCAGUGAGAACAUCCUACAAAGCAUUUAGUACGAGAUGGAACUGGAAUGAAUGGCUAAAACUGCCUGUGAAAUACCCUGACCUGCCCAGGAAUGCGCAAGUGGCCCUGACUAUAUGGGAUGUGUAUGGACCAGGAAAGGCAGUGCCUGUGGGAGGAACAACAGUUUCACUGUUUGGAAAAUACGGCAUGUUUCGCCAAGGGAUGCAUGACUUGAAAGUCUGGCCUAACGUGGAAGCAGAUGGAUCAGAACCCACAAAAACUCCUGGCAGAACAAGCAGUACUCUCUCAGAAGAUCAGAUGAGCCGCCUUGCCAAGCUCACCAAAGCUCAUCGACAAGGUCACAUGGUGAAAGUAGAUUGGCUGGACAGAUUGACAUUUAGAGAAAUAGAAAUGAUAAAUGAGAGUGAAAAACGAAGUUCUAAUUUCAUGUACUUGAUGGUUGAGUUUCGAUGUGUCAAGUGUGAUGAUAAGGAAUAUGGUAUUGUUUAUUAUGAAAAGGAUGGUGAUGAGUCAUCUCCAAUCUUAACAAGCUUUGAGAUAGUGAAAGUUCCUGACCCUCAGAUGUCUAUGGAAAAUUUAGUUGAGAGCAAACACCACAAACUUGCCCGGAGUUUAAGAAGUGGACCUUCUGACCACGAUCUCAAACCUAAUGCUGCCACAAGAGAUCAACUGAAUAUUAUUGUGAGUUAUCCACCAACCAAGCAACUUACAUAUGAAGAACAAGAUCUUGUAUGGAAGUUUAGAUAUUAUCUUACUAAUCAAGAAAAAGCUUUGACGAAGUUCUUGAAAUGUGUUAAUUGGGAUCUACCCCAGGAGGCCAAACAGGCAUUGGAACUUCUGGGAAAAUGGAAGCCAAUGGAUGUAGAGGAUUCCUUGGAGCUGUUGUCCUCUCAUUACACCAAUCCAACAGUGAGGCGUUAUGCUGUUGCCCGGUUACGGCAGGCAGAUGAUGAGGUCCAUUGUUAUUCAUUACUCCUCUUCAACUGGGAUUUGUUGAUGUACCUAUUACAGCUGGUCCAAGCUCUCAAAUAUGAAAAUUUUGAUGACAUAAAGAAUGGAUUAGAACCCACCAAGAAGGAUAGUCAGGGUUCAGUGUCAGAGAGUGUGUCGAAUUCUGGAAUAAAUUCUGCAGAAAUAGAUAGCUCCCAAAUUAUAACCAGCCCUCUUCCUCCAGUGUCUUCCCCUCCUCCUGCAUCUAAAACAAAAGAAAGUUCAGAUGGUGAAAAUCUGGAACAAGAUCUGUGUACCUUCUUGAUAUCAAGAGCCUGCAAAAACUCAACACUGGCUAAUUAUUUAUACUGGUAUGUGAUAGUGGAAUGUGAAGAUCAAGAUACUCAGCAGAGAGAUCCAAAGACCCAUGAGAUGUACUUGAAUGUAAUGAGACGGUUCAGCCAAGCAUUGUUGAAGGGUGAUAAGUCUGUCAGAGUUAUGCGUUCUUUGUUGGCUGCACAGCAGACCUUUGUAGAUCGGCUGGUGCACCUAAUGAAGGCAGUUCAGCGUGAAAGUGGAAAUCGUAAGAAAAAGAAUGAGAGACUACAGGCAUUGCUUGGAGACAACGAAAAGAUGAACUUGUCCGAUGUGGAACUUAUCCCAUUGCCUUUAGAACCCCAGGUGAAAAUUAGAGGAAUAAUCCCAGAAACAGCUACAUUAUUUAAGAGUGCCCUUAUGCCUGCACAGUUAUUCUUUAAGACAGAAGAUGGAGGCAAAUAUCCAGUUAUAUUUAAGCAUGGGGAUGAUUUACGCCAAGAUCAACUUAUUCUCCAAAUCAUUUCACUCAUGGACAAGCUGCUACGAAAAGAAAAUCUGGAUUUGAAGUUGACGCCCUAUAAAGUAUUAGCCACUAGUACAAAACAUGGCUUCAUGCAAUUUAUCCAGUCAGUUCCUGUUGCUGAAGUUCUUGAUACAGAAGGAAGCAUUCAGAACUUUUUUAGAAAAUAUGCACCAAGUGAGAAUGGGCCAAAUGGGAUCAGUGCUGAAGUUAUGGAUACUUAUGUUAAAAGCUGUGCUGGAUAUUGCGUGAUUACAUAUAUUCUUGGAGUUGGAGACAGGCACCUGGAUAACCUUUUGCUGACAAAAACAGGCAAACUCUUCCACAUAGACUUUGGAUAUAUUUUGGGUCGGGAUCCAAAGCCUCUUCCUCCUCCUAUGAAGCUGAAUAAAGAAAUGGUGGAAGGAAUGGGGGGCACACAGAGCGAACAGUACCAAGAGUUCCGAAAACAGUGUUACACAGCUUUUCUCCACCUUCGAAGGUAUUCUAAUCUUAUUUUGAACUUGUUUUCCUUGAUGGUGGAUGCAAACAUUCCAGAUAUUGCUCUUGAACCAGAUAAGACUGUGAAAAAGGUUCAGGAUAAAUUUCGUCUAGACCUGUCUGAUGAAGAGGCAGUGCACUACAUGCAGAGUCUGAUUGAUGAAAGUGUCCAUGCUCUGUUUGCCGCGGUGGUAGAGCAGAUUCACAAGUUCGCCCAGUACUGGAGAAAAUGAAAUUGGUUUGGCCCAUCAAGAUGCUUGUCUCUGUAAGGAAACUACUUUAGAAACAACAUGUGUAUAACGAAGACUUCAGGCUAACGAGCAAGGAAGAGAAUAUUAGUCUUCAAAAUACCAUAUAUCCUAAAUGUUACAGGCAUCCUAAAUGCCUGAAUUCUGUUUCCUUGGUUGUCCUUGCUUAAAUAUGGUCCUGAAGGGUUUGUUCUGAUAUAUUGUAUAUAUUUAUUUUCAAAUGUACACAUUGUUAAUAAGCUAAGAAGUAAAAAUUUUGUUCCAGAACUACGUACAUAUUAUGAGAGCUCUGAAGGAAUUUCAUGUUGACAUAGUAAAACAUUUUAGUCUUCAAGUUUGAAAGUCCAUUUUUUUCUUCAUCUUUUCACAUCAGAUGAGCAGUUAUAUGAAUCUGGACUGUCUUAGUUUUGGUUGGUUGUUUGUCUCUCCCUCCCUUGUUCCCUUUCUCUCUUCUUCCUUCUCCUCUCCCCCUACAUUUUUUAUUUUUUAAUUUUUUGUCCUAACCUAUAACACUUAAAGUUUUACACUUUAUGGCCUAUUCAUUUAUACGUUGAGAAUUGUAUAUAUUUCAAAUAAGAUAGUCAUUUUUUUUUACAAAUACUGUAUUUUGUUUCUUAUUUUUUUUGUGGUUCACAUUUCUCUUAGGUUUUAAGUACAUAAAGCAGGUUAUAAAAAUGUGGCUAUCUGAAUAAUUGGCCAAAAGGUAAUAUGGCAGCAGCUUUUCAUAUUGAGCCUAAAAUAUUUUUACAUGUAAGCAUAAAUUGUCUUUCUGCAAUAAAUUUUUUUUUGUAAUGAAAACUUAGUUUUCAAGAGCUUUUAAAAAUAGCUCCCCUAGACCUGUUAAUGUAAUAUAUCCUUUCUGAUUAAAGCAAAAUAAUUUUUGGUCUUUUAAGACUAGAAGUCCUACUAAUCCAUCUAGCUUUUUUGCAUCAUGGAACUUUAGGGAAAAGGAACAAACACAAACGAAAAGAGCAGCACAGUAAUAAUCUUUGCAAAUAAUGUGUUGCAAGGUCAUGUGAUUUUGUUUUGGAAGAUAAAUAAUAUCUCAUUCUUCUGGUGCUGAAUAAAUAUUUAAUAUCAAAUGACAGAAAAGAUUAAGAAGGUUAAAUUUAGGCAGAGUUUCAGAGAAUGUCAUUAAUUAUAAUGUUUGUCACCAAAUUCAUAUCUGUGAGUCUGCCUUGUUGGGGUGGGGUUCCCAGCUGGAAAGCAAGCAUAUAAUUAAGAGAUAUCUUAGAAGCAUAUGGAAUGUGACUUGUAUAAAACAUACAUCAGAUUAGAAAAAUGGUAAAGAUGAAAAGGCCUUUGCAAAUUAUCGUAAGAGAAUAAUGACUAACCUAAUUGGCAAGCUUCAUCCUCUCUCUUGCUUUUUCUUUGCUUCACAUAUUUCCAUCAUUUUUUGUUGCCUAGAAGUUUAUAACCGAUCUGCAUUCUUAUUCUUUUAGUCCUAUUUCUAUUGGUACCAAAAAGUUCUCAAAAUGGCGUUGCUGAAAGUGACCACUCCAACUUUCUGAACUCUUUUAAUUCUUUAUUUGUAGCUUUUUAAUUGACACUUAGUGGGUAGUUUUGUUAUAGUUACAGAGGUUGGCCCUUUUCUCUAAAGGGCCAAGGUAGUAAGUAUCUUCAGCUUUGGAAAGCAUAUGAUCCUGGUCACAACAACUGAACUCUGCUUUAUGAGUAAAACAGUCAUAGACAACAUGUAAACAAAUGGCAUGGCCAGAUUUGACCCUCAGGCCAUAAUCUGCUGACCCCUGUUUGAAUUAACUAUAGGGCAAACUGGGUCAUUUUAAUUAUCUUUAUAAAAUCGAUAACAUUUUGCAUAGAUAGUAACAUGUAUAUUUAUAUUACAUGCUCUAUAUUUUUUGGACUAGUAUGAAAUUGUAUAAUGGCAAACACUGACAACUAGUAAGGAGGGUUGAUCAUGAGUAACCUUGUAGUCCAUGCAAACUUGGUAGGGAUUAUGAGGGAGAUAGAGCUUUCUAGGAAGGAAGACAUGUAUUGACCGAAGAUAGAUAGUGGCUUUGGUUUUGCAAAGUAUUUUGGCUCUGGGUGGUGAGCCUACAUCAGAAAGAAAAAUGAUUCAUCAGUUUCAAUUUCUAUUGCUCACAGCAACCUCUGUGCUCUUACUAUUUUCCCCAAAUGCCAUUGUUUUUUAUAACGUAGUCUGUAUUUUCCUUUACUAUCAUUGCCAUUCAGAUUCUUUGGCAAGUUUUACAGUGUUUCAAGCACAAUGCUUGCUUUGAGUUUGAAGAAAGUGUUUGUGAGGACACAGUGCUUUAAUUAAAAAUUAUGAGUGUACUAUAGUAUUCAGAGUGGUAUUUCUGAGUUAGGGAAAGAAAGUGUGGAUAGCAGCCACUGUGAGUGGGGCUACCAGAAAAAAGUAAAGUGUGGUUCACAUCCCUAAAUAAGGGGUUGAUACAACCUGAUUUUUGUUAUUCUCCAUAUACUAGGGUUGUAUGUUAUUCUCCAUAUACUAGGGUUGUAUGUUCCCCAGCUCAUUUGUUUUAUGUUUUGGGUAUAUAUUAUAAUAAUAAUAGUCAACAUUAUUUAUAAGGGCUUACUAUUACAUAUCAGGAUUAUGCUAAUUGCUUCAUAUGCAUUAUAUCACUAUUCUGUAUAGCAGUCCUGAUGGAGAAUUGUCUCCCCGUUUUCCAGAACUUUAAGGCAAGUGAAUCAUCUGCCCAACGUAAGGCUGCAAAGUGAGAGCAGAGUUAAGUGUUUUAAGUUGAGUUACUCAGAUUCCAGUGAUCACAGUCUUGACCAUCAAAAUCUCCUGGCCUUCAUUUCUCACUGAGAGGUAAUGGUACUGACCUCUAGUAUGCGCAUGUAUGUGUACGUAUGUGGUUCAUUAGACUUGAAUCCCCCCAGACAAAGCCUGUUCCUUAUUUUUUUUUUUUUUUUUUUUUGUCAUGAACAGGAUUACCAAAGGUAUGGGCAGUAGUCAACAAAUUAAACAAAUUUCUAAGAAA